AAUUGAUAAUUAAACCCGAACCGCCUCCUUGCCUCGAACACACAUUCACUUUCGCUUGGGCGUCUCUACAACAUACAGGCAAUGCAAUAGUAUACAGAUCAUGUCGGAACUUUUACAUCUGAACAUGCGCAUGCAAAUGCUCACAGAGAAUUCUAGCUGGCAUGUCGCCGUGAUUCAUACUAAAGCUGCAUCCUCUUGCAGUCGCUUUCCCUCCAGAUCCUCCAACCACUGAGCCUAUCAGGCAGCCUUAAUACGCAGGCCUUAUAUAAGUUCUACACAUGCUGGGCGGACAUGUUCUAGCGCUGGAAGUGAUUGCUGGCCAAAACCUUGCCGUUCCAUCUAAUCGCACACCAGCGGGCCAUUAUGUCCUUGUCUCCACUUCCUAUGGUCGGUGGAACACUGCCAUUAAGGCUGCAAUGGCCGACUGCAGUGUUUCUUGGAAUGAGACUCUCAUCAUCCGUGGAAGCCCGCUGAUGUUUCCAAUGUGGCUUAUGCCCAUCUUUUCCAGCUCCUCCAAAGAAAUCCGCCUCGAAAUUCGCGCCUCAUUUGAGUGUGGCCGAAUGCUCGGUCGAGGCGAGCUUGUGGGUACAGUCGAGACAACUUUAGAAAAAUUGCUUGCGCACGACGGACAGUCCGUAUCAUUCAUGGCUGUUGAUAAUCAGCGCAUAUCCCUUAAAUUGAAGGCACGGCGUAAAAAAGUACCAUACUACGAUGCAGACGGUACCAUGCAGUGUAAAAUCGGUCUCGAAACUGAUGCAGCACGCGAUGCAUACACCCUCUUUUGGAGGAACAAUCUUCGCGAGCAUUUCCAUAGCGCCAUUGAGGGUUUUCAGGCAGUGCUUGACCAAUGUCCCCAUGGUCAUGCACACCGCGCCGCAGCGCUCUCCAACCUUGCUCAUGCUAUUCUAUGCGGUUUCGCCAAGACCGUUGAAAGCGAUAUUGACCGCGCGGUUCACCUUUUCCGUUCCGCACUCACACUCCGUCCCCGAGGACACAUCGAUCAUCCGUUAUCGAUCCUCGACCUUUGCCAUGCUCUCUGCAAGCGUCAUUCCCAUAAAAAGGACCAUCUCGAUCUCCGUGAGGCUGCAGAUCUUUACCGCUCAAUUCUGCCACUUUGUGUCGAGGGCAGCCAUCUCCAUCGAGUAGUAUUCGAUACCAACGGCAUACCAUAUGUCAUCGAGCAGUGCAACGCACUUCCUAGUGAUCCUUCAGACGAGAGUAUAUCGCUUCGGCGAAUUGUGCUCGAACUUUGUCCGCCACGGCACCCACAUCGUGCAUACUCACUAAACAAGCUUGCUGGAGACCUCUAUGCACGGUUUGAACGAGACGGCAAUAAAGACCAUUUCUAUGAGGCUGUUCAUCUGUCGCGUGAAGCACUGGCAGUAUGUCGUGCUGAUGACGAUCAACUUAGUAUUCUCCCCGGCAUUUUAUCGGACACUCUCGGGCACCGGUUCAAUCACCACGGCGAUCCUUCUGACCUCUACGAAAGAAUAGCACUUGACAUCCACCUAGAGGCACUCGACUUGCGCUCGUCUGCUUCGAGUCAGCGUGGCAUAACGGCCCCCGAACAAGGACAAGAAUCCUCGCUACCACCACCACCACCAUCUCCUCCCCCACCGCCACCACCACAGGUAUCAGUGAGCAAACAGACUCGGCCGCUAGAAAGAAAUGUUGUCAUCUUCGGCGACAGUGGCUCAGGGAAAAGUUCAGUCAUCAAUGCGAUUGCGCAAACGCAGCUAGCGAAGAC
Molecule: messenger RNA, 1747 nt
Organism: Suillus subaureus
Lineage: Eukaryota; Fungi; Basidiomycota; Agaricomycetes; Boletales; Suillaceae
Exons: 5
Source: RefSeq, a predicted model, not a curated record